AUGGAAAAGGGAAAUCACUCAGAGGCGACUGAGUUCAUUCUCUCAGGACUGACAGAUCGUCCGGAGCUGCAGGUCCCCCUGUUUCUGGUGUUCCUACUGAUUUAUGGUAUUACCCUGGUGGGGAAUGGGGGGAUGAUCUUGUUAAUCACGAUUGAUCCCCGACUCCACACCCCCAUGUACUUUUUCCUCAGUAAUUUGUCUUUCUGUGACCUUUGCUAUUCCUCGAUAGUUUCCCCUAAGAUGCUGCUGAAUUUCUUAGCCGAGAGGAAAAGCAUUUCUUACACUGCCUGUGCUGUGCAACUGUAUCUCACUGUCGUUUUUGCAGAUGUUGAGUGCUUCUUGCUGGCUGUGAUGGCGUAUGACCGUUAUGUGGCCAUCUGUAACCCACUGCUCUAUACGGUCACCAUGUCCAGGCAGCUUUGUAAACAGCUGGUGGCUGGGGUGUACGCUGUGGGGGUGGUGGAUUCAAUGAUAUACACAUGUUUUACAUUUCGGCUGUCAUUCUGCAGCUCCAACAUCAUCAAUCAUUUCUUCUGUGACAUCCCCCCACUGUUGGCGCUCUCCUGUUCUGACACCCGCAUCAAUGAGAUUAUGGAAAAGGGAAAUCACUCGGAGGCGACUGAGUUCAUUCUCUCAGGACUGACAGAUCGUCCGGAGCUGCAGCUUCCCCUGUUUGUGGUGUUCCUACUGAUUUAUGGUAUCACCCUGGUGGGGAAUGGGGGGAUGAUCUUGUUAAUAAUGAUUAAUCCCCGACUCCACACCCCCAUGUACUUUUUCCUCAGUAAUUUGUCUUUCUGUGACCUCUGCUUUUCCUCGAUAAUUUCCCCUAAGAUGCUGCUGAAUUUCUUAGCCGAGAGGAAAAGCAUUUCUUACACUGCCUGCACUGCACAAAUGUCUCUAUCUAUCGCUUUUGCAGAUGUUGAGUGCCUCUUGCUGGCUGUGAUGGCGUAUGACCGUUACGUGGCCAUCUGCAACCCAUUGCUCUAUACGGUCACUAUGUCCAGGGAAGUUUGUAAAAAGCUGGUGGCUGGGGUGUAUGCUGUGGGGGUGGUGGAUUCAAUGAUAAACACUUGUUUUAUACUACGGGUGUCAUUCUGCAGCUCCAACAUCAUCAAUCAUUUCUUCUGUGAUAUCCCCCCACUGUUGGCGCUCUCCUGUUCUGACACCCGCGUCAAUGAGAUAGUGAUGUUUUCUUUUGCGUGCUGCGUUAUACUGAGCAGCUUUGUGACUGUCCUCCUCUCCUAUGUCUAUAUCACCUCCACCAUCCCGAAGAUCCGCUCUGUUGAAAGCCGGAGCAAAGCCUUCUCCACCUGCACUUUCCACUUGACCGCUGUGGUCCUGUUUUUUGGCACCCUCCUCUUCAUGUAUUUACGUCCCACCUCCAGCUAUUCCAUGGACACAGACAAAGUGGCCUCAGUGUUUUACACGCUGGUGAUCCCCAUGUUGAACCCCCUCAUCUACAGCCUGAGGAACACGGAGGUGAAGGAUGCCCUGAGGAAAGCAAUGAAUAAACUCCUAACCAAUUUUUGA
Emys orbicularis (European pond turtle) is the source of this 1530-nucleotide messenger RNA. RefSeq names its product olfactory receptor 5AR1-like. Gene Ontology annotation, molecular function: G protein-coupled receptor activity; odorant binding; olfactory receptor activity. The record is from RefSeq and is a predicted model, not a curated record. NCBI's taxonomy places the organism in Eukaryota, Metazoa, Chordata, Testudines, Emydidae. The coding region runs from base 1 to 1530 and encodes 509 amino acids. Gene Ontology annotation, biological process: G protein-coupled receptor signaling pathway; sensory perception of smell. Gene Ontology annotation, cellular component: membrane. The transcript is spliced from 2 exons.